AAAAAUAAAAUGCAACACGUGCUGAUAAUAUAGAUUAGCUCGAAGAUGAUGAUGAUAUUUAACUCAGUUGUUAGUCAAACUUGCUAAUGACAACACCAAUUGCUACUUAGUAACGCUAGAGCUAACAAUGACGCAAGUUAUUUUAAAAAUUUUAUUAUUUUUAUAUCUCUACGGUAUAUCUUCGAGUUCUUUUAGACCGAUGCGUAUCGAGUCAAUUAAAAAUUUAAAUAGUUCAGUUUUGCCGGCUAAAGAAGAAUUUAUUGGCGGGCAAUGGCAUCAGUGUUACAGAAAUUGUGAUGAUAACGUUAAACGUACUUGUAAAUAUACAUUUAUACUUAAACAAUACACAUCAAUGAGUUACGCAUGUCGUGAUUGUCCCUUUAAUAAAGAUGAUUGUUUUUUAAACGGUUGCAUUACUGCUGGUGGUCAUAUUCGUCCUGUCACUGUUGCUAAUCACAUGUUACCUGGACCAAGUAUUCAAGUUUGUGAAGGAGAUACAAUAAGAGUUAAUGUAAUAAAUAAUUUUCCAAGUGAUUCCGCGACAAUACAUUGGCACGGUAUUCAUCAAAUAAACACACCAUUCAUGGAUGGUGUACCAUUUAUUACACAAUGCCCAAUAUUACCUCAUAAUAAAUUUACUUAUGAAUUUAAUGCAUCACCUGCUGGUACCCACAUUUGGCAUUCACAUAUUGGAUUCGAAGAAGCAGACGGACUGUAUGGAAGUUUAAUUGUAAGAAAACCCAAUGACCCAUUAAAAAAAUACUAUGACUAUGAUUUAGCAGAGCACGUUAUGACGAUAUGGCAUUGGUAUGAUAUGUCUACUGUCUCUAAAUUAGCAACUGUACUUCAUAGAUACUCAAGUGUAUACGGCUAUAGUUUUUUAAUCAAUGGUUUGUCCUCCAAAGCCAAGUUUGUUUCGCAAAACAACUCUUACGAAACGCCUAAAGAAAUAUUUCACGUAAACAAAGGCAAAAAAUAUAGAUUUCGAGUAAUGUUCAACAGUCCAAUUUACUGUCCCGUCCAAGUGUCAGUGGACAAUCACCAGUUACUGAUGAUUGCUUCAGAGAGUAGUGUUUUUGAGCCGGUACUUGUUGAUACUUUUAUAAUAAAUGCCGGCGAACGUUAUGACUUUGUACUAGAGGCCAAUCAAAAGCCGGAUAAUUACUGGAUUAGAUAUCGUGGCAUGGGAGAUUGCAACAAAAAUGGAAUUAAAAUAUCCGAAGUUGGUAUUCUUCAUUACAAUAAUACAGAGGAAAACGAGCCCAAGGGUUCCACCAGUUAUGAAGAUGGAUAUCGUUCCGGUGUGUUAUUAAAUCCCAUGGCUAUUUUAGCUGAUAAUUAUUCAAAUAACUCGGUAAUUAAAGUUACUGAACUUAACAAUACUGAAGACAAAUCCAAGGAUAUAUCAAGGACUCCAGAUCAUGUAUUUUAUUAUAAAUUUUCAUUUAAUACUUACAUGUCUCAUUAUGCACCGGGACCGUACCCGCAGAUAAAUGACAUAAGCUUUGAAUACCCAUCAGUGCCAUUGUUAACGCAACAUGAUGAUUUAUCAGAAUCAUCAAUAUGCUAUAAGGAAAAUUAUAAAAAUAAAGAAUGUCUUGACGGUUUAUGCAAAUGCCCACUAGUUUAUCAAGUAGAAAAAGACAGCCUGGUUGAAAUGAUCUUUGUGGACGUAGCUGACGACCGGGAUCAAGAUCAUCCGAUACAUUUGCACGGGCACGACUUCCAUGUGGUCGCAAUGGUAUCAAUGGGAGCUAAUGUUUCAUUCCCACAAGUAAAACGUAUGAAUGACCAGGGACUGAUUGAAAAAAAAUUUUAUCGUGCUCCAAUCAAAGACAACGUCAGUGUUCCCGCCAAGGGAUUCACUGUCAUACGUUUCGUAGCUUCCAAUCCCGGAUACUGGUUUCUCCAUUGUCACCUGGUCAAUCACAUGGAAAUGGGGAUGGGUUUUAUCCUUAAAGUUGGACAACACUCACAAAUGACGAGAUCUCCGAGUAGUUUUCCUAAAUGUGGAAAUUACCAUCAUUAUAAAUAAAAAUUUAGUUUUAUUUUUUUAAGCUCCCUAUCAAUGCAAUAAGUAUUUAGAUUUAAAAUAAUAAAAUCAGUAUUUUAGAUUGUUAAAUAAAUUUAUAAUAAAUAUACAUAUACAUAUAUAUUUGAACAAUUAUUAUUUUGACAUCUUUAAAAGGACUGAAUAAAAUAAAUGAAAUCUGAUUGGUCAACAGCAGACGCGUGUUGGUAAAGGUCUUGGUUUUGUGUGUUUGUGGGUGUGGUUGUAGUAAAUGUCUGGUUGUUUCUGAUGUUUCUGAUGAUGUCAACGGAUUAAUUAUAAGUCAAAUAGUCAUUUAAUAAGAAAUUGAGGUGAUUUCAAAAAGAAAAAAAAAAUUAUUUAACCUCUAAAGAUGCCAGG
Messenger RNA from Microplitis demolitor, 2410 nucleotides. It is a transcript of the gene stck, whose product is annotated as LIM and senescent cell antigen-like-containing domain protein 1. Gene Ontology annotation, molecular function: oxidoreductase activity; copper ion binding. The transcript has 7 exons. The record is from RefSeq and is a predicted model, not a curated record. Bases 128 to 2035 code for a protein of 635 amino acids. Gene Ontology annotation, biological process: positive regulation of substrate adhesion-dependent cell spreading; cell-cell adhesion; iron ion transport. Gene Ontology annotation, cellular component: cytoplasm; plasma membrane; cell-cell junction. Lineage: Eukaryota; Metazoa; Arthropoda; Insecta; Hymenoptera; Braconidae.